AUGCUUCUAAUAGAUGACUCCUAUCCGGAUAUCUAUGCUUCUGGAAGAAUGACUCCCGAUGGUCUGCUUGAUGAAAACUUCGAGGAUGAAUUAGGGGCAGCGGCACCG
Messenger RNA from Protopolystoma xenopodis, 108 nucleotides. The record is from the annotation of a GenBank genome assembly. Lineage: Eukaryota; Metazoa; Platyhelminthes; Monogenea; Polystomatidea; Polystomatidae.